AUGCUCGACUACUCCAAGUUCGAUCGUGUGUUUCCCUCUGGCCGGCAAAGCCCUUACGAUCGCGCGCUUCAGCAUGAGAUUGAGGAUCAUCGUAAGGGCCUGGAGGGCACCCUCUUCAUCGACCGCGUCAUGAAAUCCCUGGGUAUCUCCAAAGGGAAACCUUACCCUCCCAAGUCUGAUGGCGCACUGCGACAGCUGCACCAGCAAAUAUGCGAGGCGGCCAUGUCAAUCCACCACAAGCAGUCUCUCCUCUAUUACAUCCUGCUCGACUUCGACGCGAUUGGCGGCCAAGGCUCCGCCUCGCAGGUAUUCGCAUCUGAAUCCGGCAUGCCCACAAUCUACCAAACCUUUAUGAAAGGCUUGUGGCACAUGGACAGGCAGGAUUACCAGCAAGCCCUGGAGUGCGUGGCGCAUCCGUCGCUGAGCCCCGAUUUUGCCGACGAAAUCAUCAUUGCGCUGGUUCGCCAUGCACCCAACGACGACUACAGCCUCGCUCUGUCAUACUUUUACACGGUGCGGCCAAUCCUCAAGUCGUCGUCGGCGCUCGAGCAGCUCUUUGAUGCCAUGAUACGCACCAACGCCACCGAGGCCCUGCUUUUCUCCCGGUCGCACCCUCAACACACUCGCGAGCAACUGUUUCGACGAUGGGUCUGGGGAACCCUAGAGGAUGGCCGGGGCCAAGGCUCGCCGAGCGGGCGUGGCGAGCUGGCCUUUAUGCCGCUUGAUUCGACCGAGGAAAACUGGUUCGAAGAGUACCUGACUACAGGAGAAGGGAGAAAUCUUAAAAGGGCAAAGGACACGCUGCUCAUUCGCAAGAUUGCCUGUGAUCGCUUUGCCGAUGUUGGCAAGCAAAGAGCCGGUGGGCAGUGGGCUGCCGUACUCGAGGGGAUCAAGAAUGGAACCCAGGGUCAUGGUGACUGA
This is a messenger RNA of Hirsutella rhossiliensis, 921 nucleotides long. Its product is annotated as nuclear pore complex assembly domain-containing protein. The record is from RefSeq and is a predicted model, not a curated record. Lineage: Eukaryota; Fungi; Ascomycota; Sordariomycetes; Hypocreales; Ophiocordycipitaceae. Bases 1 to 921 code for a protein of 306 amino acids. The transcript is spliced from 3 exons.